CGGGGCGGGACCGCCAAGACGCUGAUUCGCAGUGUGGGGAACUUGAACUUUGAAGCUCAAUUCAUCUCGUCCGAGCUUCAGUUCACAGCGCGUCUCCAACUCCCGCUCAAUCACCACCAACCUUCAACCUCUCGGCAGCAAUGCCCUCCCAAACCUCCCAACCACCACCACCACAACCACCAUAACCCAACCCUCAACCCAACCCAACCCAACACAGAGAACCUUUUUCAUAAAAAAAACAAAAACAAAAAAAAAAACAAAAGAAAUGUCAUCCAAACGCCACUCCACCGCCCCCUCCGCCCCCAAACCCCCAGUACACCUCUCCUCCCACCUCACCAUCGCCGACAGCGCCCAGCUGACAGGUACCCACCUGAUCGAGAUCCGCGGCGAGAGCGUGGUGCACCCGCGUGCGCGGCUGGAGUCUUCGGCGGGGCGGAUCGCGGUGGGCCGGCGGUGCGUGGUGCACGAGCGGGCGACGGUGGGCGCGGCGCCGAGCGCGGGGGGUGUUUCCGGGCGGGUGGCUGCUGCUGGUGCUGAUGGUGGUGGUGGUGUUGUUGCUGUGACGCUGGCGGAGUGCGUGACGGUGGAGGUCGGGGCGGUGAUUGAGGCGGGCGAGACGGUUAUUGGGGAGGGGACGGUGGUGGGUGUUGGGGCGAGGGUGGGGGCGCGGGCGGUUGUUGGGAAGCACUGCACGCUCACGCCGUAUACCGAGAUCGCCGCGGGCGAGGUGGUGCCCGACUUCACCGUGGUCUACUCCAACGGGUUGAGGAGGACGGACAAGCGGGGGGUGGCCGAGCUGAAGAACAAGGGGCUGGCGAGGCAGAUCGAUGUGCUGAAGAGGAUGAUACCCAGCAACCCGGCCAAGUUUGCUUGAUUCUUUGAUUCAUGAUUCAUUUUGCUUUUAGAGAUACCCCCAUUUCGUUAGACAUAACUCCGGUCUGUUGCCUGCCA
Messenger RNA from Chaetomium fimeti, 951 nucleotides. RefSeq lists its product as uncharacterized. The record is from RefSeq and is a predicted model, not a curated record. Gene Ontology annotation, biological process: mitotic spindle organization. Gene Ontology annotation, cellular component: dynactin complex. Gene Ontology annotation, molecular function: dynein complex binding. Bases 266 to 874 code for a protein of 202 amino acids. NCBI's taxonomy places the organism in Eukaryota, Fungi, Ascomycota, Sordariomycetes, Sordariales, Chaetomiaceae. The transcript is spliced from 2 exons.